Molecule: messenger RNA, 1762 nt
Organism: Belonocnema kinseyi
Lineage: Eukaryota; Metazoa; Arthropoda; Insecta; Hymenoptera; Cynipidae
Product: putative inorganic phosphate cotransporter
Exons: 7
Coding region: 59-1528 (489 amino acids)
Biological process (GO): transmembrane transport; monoatomic anion transport
Cellular component (GO): plasma membrane
Molecular function (GO): transmembrane transporter activity
Source: RefSeq, a predicted model, not a curated record
AAAGAGGGGCACGACUUAUAAGUGAGUGAAGCUUUGAAAAAUCAGGUUUCGAUGCAAAAUGACAGCGACUAAAGUGGAGGAAGCAAACUCUUCGGAGGGGUCUCCUGUCCCUGCAGGAAUCAUAGGGAAGAGGCACCUUCAAAUAUUCCUAUUGUUCCUGGGGAUGACCAUCUCUUAUGGAUUACGAGUCAGCAUGUCAGUGGCGAUAGUCGCCAUGACUGAUAAUUCUACUACUGCCAAUCCGAACUUUGAGACGUUCGAAUGGAACUCUGGAACGAAAGCACUGAUUCUGAGUUCCUUCUUUUGGGGUUACACGAUAACUCAGAUACCGGCCGGGUAUUUAGCUGGUAUUUGGAGCGCCCAACGUUUACUUUCAAUGGGAAUAUUUGUCUGUGGAUUGUUGACCUUGGUAGUACCGUUUGGUAGCUAUCAUGGUAGCUGGAUUUCCGUCUGCAUUUGCAGGGUAGGCAUGGGUCUCUGUCAAGGUUGCCUCUUACCUUGUGCUCAAACACUGAUUGCAAAAUGGGCACCCCCCAAUGAGAGGGCACGAUUGGGGACUUGGGCUUACGCUGGGGGCCAAUUUGGCACAGUCGUCACAAUGCCAAUUUCUGGACUUUUGGCUGGCUCGGUGAUAGGCUGGCCCAGCAUUUUCUACAUUUUUGGAUCAAUUGCGAUAAUAUGGGCCAUUGUAUUCUUUUUCUAUGGUUCUGAUAGCCCGGGACUUCAUCCAAGUAUUUCCCAUGCUGAGAAAUUAUAUAUUGAAGGCAGCUUGGGAAUUUUACCAGGAACUCUACCCAAAAACAAACUAGAGAAAUCGACGACUCCAUGGAAGGAAAUAUUCACCUCAGCACCAAUGUGGUCAUUGAUUAUCGUUCACUGCGGACAGAACUGGGGUUAUUGGAUGCUUCUGACAGAAAUGCCUACCUACAUGAAGAAGGUUCUAAAGUUCAACAUAGAAGAGAGCGGUUCAACUACAGCCUUGCCAUACCUAGCUAAUUGGCUUCUGAGUUUCCCAGUCAGUUGGCUUUCAGAUUUCGCCCUCCAAAAGGGCGUGAGUAGGGGAACAUCCAGGAAAGUUUCCAACACAAUUGCCCACUGGGGCCCAGGGUUGGCCCUUCUUUCACUUUGUUUUGUGCCAACAAACAAUGGAAACCAAAUUCUUCCUGUUAUGAUUCUCGUCAUAUCAGUUGGACUCAACGCUGGAGCCCUCUGUGGCUUUCAAAUAAACCACAUCGACCUGAGUCCAAAUUACGCCGGAACAAUGAUGUCCAUCACGAAUUGUAUCGCUUCCGUCGUCGCCAUACUUGCCCCGCUAAUAGUAGGAGAAAUCGUUUAUGAUGAGGAAGAUCAACACCUUUGGCAUAUCGUUUUCUACAUUUCUGCCUUCAUUUAUUUUGUGGGUAAUUUAGUUUUCAUCAUUUUUGGUAAAGCCGAAAUCCAAUGGUGGAAUGAUCCUAAAGAGGUCAAGGCGAGAAAAGAGAGAAAACUUCAUGGCAAUCAUGAAAUGGGAAGUCAGAAGCAUAUUUAAUAUAAAUUGCUAAUUAUAAAAUUUACGAAUAGAGGCUCGAAGUUGUGAGGUAUACUUGCAUUGAAGCAAUGCAAUCUGUUAACAGUAUUGAUAAUAAUUCAUCUAGUUGUACACUAUAAUAUUUAUAGUACAAUUAAUAUUUAGUAUGCUAUUUGAGUAGUUGAAGGUUGUUGUUAUCAACUAUCGAUUCAUGUAAAUAUUUUGAAUGUAUAUACAAUUUUUAAUAUAUAAUGA